CGAACGGAUAUAAGUUCAUUGAUAAUAAAUUGAGAUCGAAAAUGCGAGAUGAUACAAAAAUACCUCUUGUUUUAAUUGCUUGCGGGUCAUUUUCACCUAUUACAUAUCUUCAUCUUCGUAUGUUUGAAAUGGCAGCAGAUUCUGCCGAAAAAGAACGAGAAAUGGAGGUUCUAGGUGGCUAUUAUUCACCGGUAUCAGAUGGGUAUAAAAAGAAAGGAUUAGUUAGAUCAAAAGAUCGUCUUAAAAUGUGUGAACUUGCAUGUGAAGAAACGAGUUCAUGGGUUAUGAUUGAUGCAUGGGAAGCAUUACAAGAAGAACAUACACGUACAGCAAUUGUAUUGGAUCAUUUUAAUUAUGAAAUUAACCAAAUAAGAGGAGGAGUUUAUGUAAAAACAGGAGAGAAAAAAAAAGUGAAGAUUAUGUUAGUAGUGGGAAGUGAUUUACUUCAAAGUAUGAUGAGACAAGUAGUUUGGGAAGAAAAAGAUCUUCAUCAUAUUUUUAAGUAUUAUGGAUGUUUUGUUAUUGAAAGAGAGGAAGUCGAUGUGUUAAGUGAAAUUUCUAAACAUAAUAUCCUUUCUAUGUACCAAAACAAUAUUAUUAUUGUUAAACAGUGGAUAUAUAAUAAUAUAAGUUCGACAAAAAUACGAUUUUGUAUUCAAAAUGGUUUGAGUAUUAAAUAUUUAUUACCUGAUUCAGUUCUUCAAUAUAUAUAUCAAAAUAAACUUUAUUUAGCUUGAAAUAUUGGAUAAUAUUUACAAGUCAAAAAUAAAGGUUUGAAUGAAG
This is a messenger RNA of Pneumocystis carinii B80, 783 nucleotides long. RefSeq names its product nicotinate (nicotinamide) nucleotide adenylyltransferase. Gene Ontology annotation, molecular function: nicotinamide-nucleotide adenylyltransferase activity; nicotinate-nucleotide adenylyltransferase activity. NCBI's taxonomy places the organism in Eukaryota, Fungi, Ascomycota, Pneumocystomycetes, Pneumocystales, Pneumocystaceae. The record is from RefSeq and is a predicted model, not a curated record. Bases 42 to 737 code for a protein of 231 amino acids. The transcript has 6 exons. Gene Ontology annotation, biological process: NAD+ biosynthetic process.